ACCUGGCCUACUUCUUGUGCUUUUCCACAGCCUCCUUUCUGAGGAUGCCAUGCCUGCAUCUGUCCUGCUAUAAAAGAAACAAGCAACGCAUCAAGACUGUCCUCUCUUCUCUGCUGUAUGCCUUUCUGCAGAUAUGACUACAUAAAAGAGAGUUUAGUCUCCUUUGUUUUAGAUUCUCUGCAUCAAGUUUGUAUACCAAGGAAGAAAUUGCUUGUCCUGUGAAGCUACAAAAGCAAGACAAAGACACCUGCAGUUAUGAUGCACUCAAGAGCUUUCUUGCUGUUGGAAAGAGAGUUUAAGGAAUAUGAAGAAGCUAACAUCUUUGGCAUUUCUAUUUCUCCUGUGGGAGAUAACUUGAUGGAAUGGCUAGCUGAAAUCAAAGGACUGAAGGAUUCACUGUGGGAAGGAGCUGAACUGCAGCUGUCAGUGAAGUAUACUGAAGAUUACAACAAAGUCCCUCCAAGUAUAAAUUUCACUACUAUUCCUUUCCAUCCCAAUGUGGACCCAGAGUCUGGGAAACCUUGUGUGGAUUUUCUAGAUGACCCUACCAAGUGGGACCCAAAGUUAACAAUCAGUAGCAUCCUGCUAACAAUCCAGGUUUUGCUGUCUAAUCCAGUUUUGCAUAAUGCAGUGAACCUGGAGGCAGCUGAAAUGCUGCAGAAUCAUUAUUCGCUGUACAGAAAAAGAGUUAUACAGUGUGUCACAACUAGCCAGCACCUAGAAGCUAUUCCUAACAUUGUGGAAACGUCUGAGAGCAAAUUUUUCUCUUCACCUGAAGAACCUGCUCCUGGCCAAGUGAGAAAGGUUACAGACGUAUCAUAUGAAGAUUAUUAUUUAACAUGGAUUGAAAUAGCCACAUCAAAAACAGUUGAAAAUUUUAAAACUCCAGUGUUUGAAGACCCAAACUUCAUAGGAAAUCAUUAUGACUGGACGGCAGCAAAUGUGGUCAAAGGAGAAUGGGAUAUUAAUAUACAUCGACUUCUUAUUAAUCAAUUUAUUGAAAAACAGAAGAGACUAAAAUUGUUAGAAGGUCGGGAAAGCAGUCUUCAUAAACGAAGCACAACUCCAGUUUAUAUCCUGGUUUGGAGUAUGAGUCAGCUGUCAAGUUCCACAACCUUUAAAUCCAUAGGAGAUGCCUGCUAAUUAAUUAUGGCUGCUUUGUGGAACCAGCAUUGACAGUACUGUAUAAAAGGGCAUGGAGAUUGUGAGUUAAGCCAUAUUUCAGUUCCACAUUUCUCUGAUCCAUAUGCCAGUCUCCUUGGUCUUAUGUGAACUUACAGAACCAGGAAUCUUACCCUGUCCUCCUAAAUCCCAGUCAUGCUUAAGCAUAGUUCUACUCCUCAUGCUUUGCAGAAAUCCCACAACUUGAAACAUGAACACUCGCUUUCUUGCCUAUGUUAAGAGCACAGCUAUUAUGUUGUUUCCUCCUAGGAAUGAUCAAUCCAGUCCUGUUCUUUAAAGCAGUGAAACAAACUGGUAUGGAGCAAAUGCAAAAUAUCAGCCUAUAUUUGUGGAUGUAUCUUUAUGGAUAAAUACUACUAAGAAAUCCAUAUUUUCCUAUAAGGAAAAAAAUUCAUGUAAUGCUGUUGAUAUAUCGCUUCUCCAGGUUAAUAUCUUCACUGCAGCCAGAAUCAAAUUGCAGCAACAUUCUUGAGCUCAGUGUCCUCUAGAAGGCACUGUAUCACUGCAGGAUUCACAAACAUUUGGGUCCUUGUUCAAAAAAGAAACCCUUACUGUGUGUGUCUGCUUUGCCAUUGCUUGUUUCAAAGCCAGCUAUGCAGACCACUGUCCUGCUUUUAAUUGUUUAUGAACGGGUUUUUUUUACAGGAUUUUUAAUGAGGCACAGUACAUCCUCUUGUGGUUGAGGAGGAGGUUUAAUUGGAUAUACUGUAGUGGAAUGUGCCUGCGCAGGAACUUCUUAAAACAUUUUUACACAGGCAACUAAGAAAUGGCAUUAAAGUUGUGUCCUGUGAAGAAUUCUGACAUCUAAACUUCUGGAGAAAUUGUGGGUUAAAACUACUUUCGUGUUUUCAUAAAUAAAUGCUUUUAAAUGAAUAAUGUGUAUAUAAAAAUAGAACCACUAUGAAAGCUGUAGGAAAGAAAAAGAAAGCAAGGAUUCAUUGACUGCCAUAUAUAUGAAUCCUGAAAUACCACUGAAAAGACACAUUAUAUUAGCAUUAUUCACAGAAAAGGACAGAUUACUUAUUAUUAAAUUUUAGUGGUUAUACUGUACACAGUUUUCCUCUGAAUGCAAUCCUGAUCUCACUAAAGUCAGUAGUGAAGUGCUGCUUGAUUUUAGUGGUUCAGGAUUAUACUCUCUAUCUGCACAUUCUAAGGGGGAAACUGUGGAUGUACCAGUUAGGGAGUAAUCAACAUGACAGCUCAUCUUCAUGAGAUGUGCAAAUGGCAUUAUGGGAAAUACAUGGGCCCCCUCCAGUAACAUAGCAAAGAGUUAGGCAUGCUUAAACCCAUAGAAAUCCAUGGGAUUAAGAGGUAUUAGGUUAUGGUCCAGAUUUCCAAUCAAAACUAUGGGGAUUGGAGUAGUGUAAAUAGCCUUUUUCUGAGAUUACUGCAGAGAUCCAAAGACAUGGGGCCUCCUUCUUUGAUCUCCCCCUGCCCUCGCUCUAAAUUUUGUUUUGACAUUGUAAUAAUGACCUGAUGAGAAGAGGCAUACUGUGAGACUAUAACAUCUCUGUGAGACUAUAACAUCUUGACGAGAUGUGGCUAAUGGUGAUGGCAAGAUAAUGCUGGUAGUUAUGUUGGAGAAAAUCCAAGUACCUUGGUCAGUUUUUGCUGAGGAAUCUCUCUCUCUCUCUCUCUCUCUCUCUCUCUCUCUCUCUCUCUGGGGUGGGUGGGUUGAGGGGCACACAUGCAAUACAGUGCAGGAAGCACCAAAGAGCCUCCUGCAGCAUUAGUUAGUUCAGUGGUCAUCAAAACUAAUCCUACAGCAAAAUAAAGCAAAGCUAAGAGCAGAAUAUACAGAUUCUAGGGAACGAAAGGGAAACACUCAGACAUAAGGAGGGAGUCCUUGGCCCCCAUUUAUAAAAACAAAACAAAAAAGACACAUAUAACAAAAAUCAUGUUUGAAUGAAUUUUGCUAUUAUAGCAACCCUAUAUGACUCUAGAAGAUAUUCCCUACUUGCAAGAACCUCUAGUACAGGAAGAUUAAGUUAGAUCAGCACUCCUGUCAUUACCAAGUCGGAAGGCUACAGGAAUUGAUGGAAUAGCUACAUAAAUAUGGCAGGCAACAGAAAAGGAAACAGUCAAGGCUCUAGCCAAACUAUGCCAGCAAAUUUGGAGAAUGACACAGUGGCCCACAGAUUGGAAGAGGUCAGUCUACAUUCCCAUACCAAAGAAAGAAGACUUAACAGAUUGCACAAACCAUCUUACAAUAUCCUUAAUUUCACUUGCUAGCAAAAUAAUGCUCAGGAUCAUCCAAUGCAGAUUAGAGCCCUGCGUGGGAAAGGAAAUGUCAGAUGUUCAAGCUGGUUUCAGAAAAGGUCAAGAACAAAAGACAUCAUUGCUGUUGCAUGCUGGAUAAUUAAGAAAGCAAAAGAAUACCCAAAAGAACUCAAUAUGUGCUUUAUUGAUUACAGAAAAGCCUUUGAUUACAUCGACCAUGUCAAGUUGUGGAAUAUCCUUAGGAAAAUGGGCACCCCAGAACAUCUCAUUGUUCUCAUGAGAAACCUAUACACAAGACAGGAAGCCACAGUCCAGAUGGAACAUGGUGAAACAGACUGUUUCUAGAUCGGCAAAGGAGUAAGGCAAGGCUAUAUACUUUCUCCUUCUUUAUUCAAUUUAUAUGCUGAACAUAUACUGAGAGAAGCUGGACUGGAAGAAGAUGAGCAUGGUUUUAAAGUUGGAGCAAGAAACAUCAAUAAUCUGCACUACACUGAUGACACCACUCUGAUCGCUGAGAAUGCGGAUGAUCUGCAAGCUCUAAUAAUGAAAGUCAAGGAGCAUAGUGAAAAAAUGGGACUACAACUAAAUGUCAAGAAAACUAAACUAAUGACAAUGGCUACAGCAACCAGUCUCAGAAUUGACAAUGAAGACACUGAAAUGGUGUACACCUUCUUCCUUUUAGGAUCAACUGUCAACAGUAAAGGAUCCAGCAGUCAAGAAAUACACAGCAGACUAGCACUUGGUAAGGUUGCAGUGAAGGCCUUGGAAAGGAUAUUUAGAUGCUGUGACGUAUCUCUACAUGCAUAGGCAUGUUUGGACAAUGGUUUUUCCCAUGACACUCUAUGGAUGCAAAAGCUAGACUUUGAAGAAGCAAGAUAGAAAAAGCAUUGACGCUUUUGAACUUUGGUGCUGGCCAAGACUUUUGAGAAUACCAUGGACAGCCAGGAAAACAAACAAAUGGAUCAUAGAACAAAUCAAUCCUGAAUUUUCACUCGAGGCACAAAUGACCAGGCUCAAACUAUCAUACUUCGAACACAUUAUGCGAUGAUCCAGCUUCCUUGAGAAGUCCAUCAUGCUGGGGAAAGUUGAAGGAAAGAGAAGAAGAGGAAGACCAGCAGCAAGGUGGAUGGACUCAAUUGUGACAGCAAUGAAUGCACCACUGAGAGACCUUAAAGGUCAAGUUGAAGACAGAUCAUCCUGGAGAGAAUCUAUCUAUGUGGUCACUAAGUGUCGACACCGACUUGACAGCACUUAAUCAAUUAAUCAAUAUGACUGACUUGUAAUAUUUUUAAAAUUCAUGAGAAAAAGCAAGUUGAGGGUAUUUAAAGUAGCUGUUGCUCUUGUUAACUGAGUACAUGAGUAUUUCUGUUGUCCUUCACAAUGGCUAGAUCCCAUUCCUGUGGUAUAGUGUACCUACACUUCCAGAAAACAAACUAUCUUUUGUUGUCUUUUGUUAUGUCAAGAAUAUCAAUCUGGAAAAAUCUGAACUACAAUUACAAAUCGCAUUGGUAUCACUUCUUGCUAGGUAACUCAUGUUACAGUGUUACUGUAAUUGGUACCAGGUCUUGGUCAAGUGCUGGUAUUCAUCCCUAUUUAUGUGCUUCUGUCAUUUCCCAUUCUAGGCUGGGUGCUGAAAAUGUAGGCUGUUGACACUGCACUGAUGAUAACUGCAAGCAUUUUUUAAAAAUUACAGAAGAAAAUUAAAAACCAAUUUUGCCAUUUGUAAAUUUAAAAAUAUCAGAUACUGUAGUAAUUCCUGAAUCCAUUUUCCAUGUGUCAAAAAAGAUAUCUACAAUUGUUUCCAAUAAGUAUUUUUUUAAUACUGUGCACGAUCUGUAAAUAUAUCUCUGUAGAUCAGUAAGAAUGGUAAACUCUGGAAUUACCUGUAUGGAGACUGGUUUUUUUUAAAAAGGCUUCUGUUUAGUC
Hemicordylus capensis (graceful crag lizard) is the source of this 5328-nucleotide messenger RNA. RefSeq names its product ubiquitin conjugating enzyme E2 U (gene UBE2U). Bases 256 to 1143 code for a protein of 295 amino acids. Lineage: Eukaryota; Metazoa; Chordata; Lepidosauria; Squamata; Cordylidae. The transcript has 12 exons. The record is from RefSeq and is a predicted model, not a curated record.